AUGGGGUUGUCAAAUUUUGUUAUUUUUCUUUUCUUUAUUUUUAAUUUAUUUAAUUUAACAUUUUGCGUGGAACCUAAAAAUAAUGGAGGUUCAUCAAAUACUCGACCAAAUUCUCUAACAAUUUUUCAAGAAAAGAAUGUGGAUGUUCCUCCUGGUUUUGCUCCACGUCCUGAAAACUCUCCUCCACAAAGUUUGUUAUUAAUUAAUUAAACCAAUAAAUAAUAUUAUAAUUAAAAGUUUUAUAAUGUAAAUUAGGGGUGUACUCCAAACGCCUGGGGGUGGAUGUGUCGGAGUACGGGGUUUAAAAUUGUUCCAUGGCGAGGAGCAAAAUGGUCGAGGUACGGGUAGGGGUAUGAGGUUUUAAGGAAAAAAUUUUUAAAAAUAAAAUGUUGCGAAAAUAAUUCGUCUGAUAACUAAACCCUAAAGCACAAUUAUAGUGAAAACAUCCGAAUGAAACAUCA
This is a messenger RNA of Meloidogyne enterolobii, 461 nucleotides long. The record is from the annotation of a GenBank genome assembly. NCBI's taxonomy places the organism in Eukaryota, Metazoa, Nematoda, Chromadorea, Rhabditida, Meloidogynidae.